GGGGUUAAUGACCCCUUCACGUCGAGGCCGGCCGCUAGGAGCGCUAACCUAUGCUCCAACUCGCUAUGUAGUAUAAUGUUUGGCCAGGUGUUACCCAACACCGUCGCCAUUUCGCUGGAACCGAAGGAAAAUAGCAGCGAUACCAGUAACUGUUACGUCUUUUUGUGUGAAAUUGAUCCUCAUAGCAUUACCUGAGCGACCUGAAUAAAUAAACAUACCCAGUGACCUGGAACAAACAACUUCUAUAUUGUUCCCCUGUCGUCACUAUUCACAACCAUUCUUCUAACAAACCAUAUAUUGUUCCGAUUUCAAUAACUGAGCUGAUACAUGUAGGUCCUUGAGAUCUGAUUCGUAGUUCCAUAUUCAAUAUAGCUGAUUCCCAGUAAACCAUUAUGAUGUCGACCAUUAAAGGACUGGCGGUGACACGUAAAGGCGCCCGACGUGAAAUUCGGAGAAAGUUGACUCACUGUUCCUGGAAACGGAAAUCAACCGACCUUAUUUUCGCACGGUAUGACUAUACGCCGCAGGCAGGUGUCUCGUCUACUGCUAUGAAGAUCGUGGAGUAGUAUUGGAGAUUCCCACUCUUUUAAGGGUCUUUUAAUGCGACAGAAACGGUGGGAAUAUAGCUGACGUGUUACAGGUAUGCCUCGUGGCCAGGAGGGCCCAACCUCGGCCGAAAGCUGUGGUGACAGGAGCUCGGACUUUGACUUCCAGAGAAUCAGCCGGACCGUGGACAAGCUGGAAGCGAGCGGCUGGUACUGGGGUCCCCUGACCGGGAAGGAGGCGGUGCAGGCCCUGCGGGACCGGGAGGCAGGCACGUUCCUUGUGAGAGACAGUGAGGACUCCGCGCACCUGUUCAGCGUGAGCGUGAAGACUCCCCUGGGCGCGACUAGCGUCAGGAUCAAGUACACACAGGAGGGGAACUUCAAACUGGACUCGGGGGUCAAGAACCGCUGCUGCCCGGAGUUCGACUGCGUGAUCAAACUGUUAGACUACUACAUGCGGGAAUCGUCCAGUGAGAAGGUGACGAAACAUUUCUGGAAGGAGCCCGUGGGGAGGAGGAAGAUCCCGCUGAUUCUGUCCCGGCCUCUGGUGAGGAAGGUGCCGGACCUGCAGCACCUGUGCCGCCGGGUCAUCAACGCGCACACGCCGGACCGCCUCGUCUGGAAACUCCCGCUCCCAGGCCGACUAAAAAACUUUGUCAUGGACUAUCCCUUCUCAUUCUAGCAUUGUUCGUGUAAUCCUUACUUAUGCACAUCACUAUGUUAUAUACAUGUCUGCAUUAAUGCAUUUAAUAUCAUCGAUAUCGCCGGUACUAUUGCAGUAUGCCCCGGGCCCUGAUUGGGUACGAUUUCCAUUUGUUGAUGAGACGGGACUGACUGGCACCAAACAACACUGCGCCUUAUGAGGAACUACACCUAUGUACAUGUCAAGAAUAUAUAUUUUCUUCGGAUCAGAUGUGUACUCAUGUUUCAAAAAGUACAGCUUCUUCUCAUCUGGUUUCAAAACGAAAGCGCUGUGUACAAUCAAAACGCUAUAAUUCAGACAAAGACGUGUAAUAACGUUGCUGACCCCGUUUAAAGACAGGUUGAAAACAUGAUGGUGCGGCUGGCACCCAUGGUAUCCUGUUUAUGUACGUACUCAUGAUUAUAUGAGAUAAACUUGCACGUGUAUAUAAAACUUGGUAGCGCCCGAUUUAAACAAUGUCAGUAUUAACAUAAUUUAUGACGAGACAU
Molecule: messenger RNA, 1736 nt
Organism: Branchiostoma floridae (Florida lancelet)
Lineage: Eukaryota; Metazoa; Chordata; Leptocardii; Amphioxiformes; Branchiostomatidae
Product: suppressor of cytokine signaling 2-like
Exons: 1
Coding region: 643-1227 (194 amino acids)
Biological process (GO): phosphatidylinositol phosphate biosynthetic process; intracellular signal transduction
Cellular component (GO): phosphatidylinositol 3-kinase complex
Molecular function (GO): 1-phosphatidylinositol-3-kinase regulator activity
Source: RefSeq, a predicted model, not a curated record